CGCUGUGAAACGAGCACUGUCUUUAAUGAUUGAAGCUAUUUGUUGACGGUCUAUGUUUUAGAAAAUGUGAUAAAACUUCAAUUUGAUCGUGUUUUUCAGAGGAAAGUGAAAGAAUUGUGGCGAUGAAGUUAAUUAUCUUGAUGACCCUUGCCAUGACGGGGCAGGCCAUCUCCCCCAGCUCACACCUCACCCAGGCAGACAGGAACAGACUUAAGGCAGUCUUUCUUCAGAACAGCAACCCUGCCUCUGAUAUAACCAGCGUGUAUUAUUCUGUCCUUGGUCUGAAGCUGCUUGGCGAAGCUGCUCCCAACAAGGGAGAGCUGUGUUCUGCUGCUGCUAAGCUGGCUGAUGACAGCUCUGUAGAGAACCUUCAAGCCGCCAGCGGAACUGGUGCUGCUCUUGGCUGCCCGAUCAAGUUUGGAGCCAAGGCCAGUGAGGUGCUAAAAACAAGUUUGGGCGAGGGAAGCACCACCGCUACAAUCUACUUCGCCAGCAAGGCGUUGACUAGCGCCGGAGGAAAGCUGGAGAAGGGAGUUGCUAAGGCGCUGACCGACGCGCUCAAGAAAGAUGAUUCUCUGCUCAGCUUGGGACUUGCUUUUCACGUCGCUGCCCUUCUAGAGGGGGACCAGAGCGCUGUGUUUGACCGUAUCGAAGACGCUGUAGUCCAGGCUGACGAAGUUGACGGCAACCUUCUACAGUUUGAGGGAGGUCUAUCUGUCACCAGUAUUGUGCUGACCGGUGCCGCAAACCUUGCCGCCAAAACCAAGAAAGCUUUGCCACUGACCGGGGAUCAGGCAGUGAAAUUUGCUAACUAUCUUCUCUCUAGGAAAUCCGUUCAACAACCCAAGGGUGGUCUCCAUCUACUGGAGGGUAUUGAGAGUAUGGUUGGAUCAGCUCAGUUUACUCCUCUCUCAAUCUCCCUGGCGAGCUCUAUAUCUGUCAACUCGGAGGAACCAAAUCUUAUUCUAUCAGUAACUGAUCUCAAGGGCGGAGAUGUCGGAGAUCUGAAGGUUACCCUUGACUCCGCUACCUGGGCCCAGGACGACUCCAUCCUUGCCUCCGCCAAGGAGUUGAAGAAGGUUGGAGCCGGAUACCAGCUGGAUUUUAUGUCUCUCAAACCAGUUUCCGGUUUCUACGAGCUCACCGUAUCCGCUGUUCCGGCCAAGGGUUCCGGUAAGUUCGUCGGGAAUACUGGAGUCAAGAUUGCGGUCAAGGUUCUCACCAAGAUCAGUGUACAAAAUGCGGAGAUUAAGAUAACUGACGGAGACCAGUCUACAGCAGGCCGGUCAUUUAAAGCUGUUUACCCCAACAAGGAGGGUAAGAAGGUGAGUGUUGACUACAAGGAGAAACUACAGUUUAGCUUCAACAUCGUCAACUCAGAGAACAAGAAGAUAACCGUCCAUCAAGCCUUCGUCAAGAUCUCAAGUGCCAGCUCCGCCGCUGAAAUAGUUUACGUGGCGGAGGCGGACUCCAGCAAGGUUUACAAGUUUGAACUGGAUCUUGGGGCGGAAAAUUCCGAGUUUAAAACCGGAGACUACAAUCUGGCUCUCAUCCUUGGUGAUGCUGCUGUAAGUAACCCUAUAUCCUGGAAUAUUGCUGAUCUGGAGUUUACUCUACCAGAGUCCGGAGACACGGAGGAGUCAGGACCUUACCAAACCAAACCAGAGAUUAAGCAUCUGUUCAGAGAACCUGAGACCCGACCUCCACCUGCUGUAUCCUCCAUGUUUACCCUCCUCUGCCUCUCCCCUGUCCUCAUCCUCCUCGGUCUGUGGUUCAAGCUCGGAGUAAACAUAGGAAACUUUCCAUUCUCCAUUGCUAGUCUUGGAUUCCACACUGGCCUGGGGUCCAUAUUCCUCCUGUAUGUCUACUUCUGGAUGGAACUAGAUAUGUUCCAGACUGCUAGAUAUUUAGCUAUCCUGGCCAUUCCUACAUUCCUCUGUGGGAACUCACUCCUCGCAGCCAUCGCCAAGAAAACCAAGUAGAUCCAGAGAAUAUUAAACCUUUAACCAUCCUGAUAUGAAAAGUCCUCUUGAUUUCCCCCAACUCGUUUUCAGUCGUGUAAAAUACAGGAUUAAAUCAAAUCAGAUUGGAAUGUUUCCAACACCUUUAUUUAACAUUUAUUCCAAUGUGAUUUGGUGAAACCUAAAUGGGAUCUCAAACUUAAGUCAAUUCUUUAUUUUUAUAAAAUCCUGUAUCCUGUAUUCUAGAACAUGCAAAUGCAAAUCUGAAAAUUUGCCGGAAUGGGGCCUGAAAAUCAAAAACUUGUUUAUUUAAACCUAUAUCCAACAUACCCUAUCCUCCCCAUAUUUACUUUUAAAGUAAACCUGGUCGGAAAAGGUUUAAAACAAAAUAUCACAAAUCUCUAGAUGAUGAAGUUUUUAAUAUAAAAUUCUGUAUUAAUGAAAAUUUGUUUAUCUGAUCAUGAAGUUUCUUUUAAUCUUUUUGCAUUCACAAUUAAUGAACACCCACACCAGUGACCAUUCAUCAAUUUACCCACACCCUACCCUUAUAAAAUUGCUCCUCUAACACCCCUCUCCUCACCCACACUUGAUGUAAACAAUAAUGUCAUGUUAACUUAGUUAUUUGUUAUUUUUAGAGUUUGUGUGUGUCUACAGUUUGCAUUUUUUGUGUGAUUAGAAAAUAGCUCCCGCUGCCACAGGAGCAAAAUUUUUUGCAAUCUUUGAUUGAAAUACAGAACGAUUUUUA
This is a messenger RNA of Eurytemora carolleeae, 2706 nucleotides long. RefSeq names its product dolichyl-diphosphooligosaccharide--protein glycosyltransferase subunit 2 (gene OstDelta). NCBI's taxonomy places the organism in Eukaryota, Metazoa, Arthropoda, Copepoda, Calanoida, Temoridae. The transcript is spliced from 11 exons. The coding region runs from base 123 to 1982 and encodes 619 amino acids. Gene Ontology annotation, biological process: protein N-linked glycosylation. Gene Ontology annotation, cellular component: membrane; oligosaccharyltransferase complex. The record is from RefSeq and is a predicted model, not a curated record.